CUAGUGAGCGCUGCACGCCUUGAGUACGCAAGCUAGUGUUAGCUAGCUAAAGUUAGCAGAAUUUUUAUCCGGAACAGUCGUCUUUUCUGUGAAGAAAUGAAGACAUUAAACGGACAAACUGAUGUCAUAUUUGAGGACGACGAUCUACCUUAUGAAGAGGAGAUCAUUAGGAAUCCAUAUUCAGUCAAGUGCUGGAUGCGUUACAUCGAAUUCAAACAGAAUGGACCCAAAUAUACCCUCAAUAUGAUAUACGAGCGGGCUCUGAAAGAACUACCUGGCAGCUAUAAGCUGUGGUACAAUUAUCUGAGAGAGAGGCGAAAGCAAGUUAAAGGGAAAUGUAUCACUGAACCAGCCUAUGAGGAAGUCAAUAAUUGUCAUGAAAGGGCACUAGUGUUCAUGCACAAGAUGCCUAGAAUAUGGCUGGAUUACUGCCAGUUCCUCGUGUCUCAGUGCAAAAUCACAAGAAGUCGUAGAACAUUUGACCGUGCACUUCGAGCUCUUCCUGUAACUCAGCAUCCACGCAUCUGGCCUCUGUAUCUCCGCUUUGUCCGUAACUUGCCCUUGCCUGAGACAGCCAUCCGAGUGUACCGCAGGUACCUUAAGCUUUCUCCAGAGAAUGCAGAGGAAUACAUAGACUACUUGCGUACUAUUGGCCGCUUGGAUGAAGCUGCGGUGCGCCUUGCAGCUGUUGUCAAUGAUGAAAACUUUGUGUCCAAAGAGGGAAAGUCUAACUAUCAACUCUGGCAUGAGCUGUGUGAUCUGAUCUCCCAGAAUCCUGACAAGGUGACCUCUCUGAAUGUAGGAGCCAUCAUCCGAGGAGGCCUCACUCGCUUCACAGACCAACUUGGAAAACUUUGGUGCUCCUUAGCUGACUAUUACAUCAGGAGCGGCCACUUUGAGAAAGCACGUGAUGUGUAUGAGGAGGCCAUCCUUACAGUAGUCACUGUAAGAGAUUUCACACAAGUGUUUGACAGUUAUGCACAGUUUGAGGAGAGUAUGAUCGCCGCUAAGAUGGAGACUACGGCUGAGAUAGGGCAGGAUGAAGAUGAUGACAUAGACCUGGAGCUAAGACUGGCCCGCUUUGAGCAGCUCAUAGCCCGGCGGCCCCUCUUGUUGAACAGUGUACUCCUGAGGCAGAACCCUCAUAAUGUCCAUGAGUGGCACAAGCGGGUAAAAUUAUAUGAGGGAAAUCCACGACAGAUCAUCAACACAUACACUGAGGCAGUACAGACUAUUGAUCCAAUGAAGGCCACAGGGAAACCUCACUCUCUCUGGGUUUCUUUUGCUAAAUUCUAUGAGGAAAAUGAGCAGCUGGAUGAUGCCAGGACGAUCUUUGAGAAGGCUACCAAGGUGAACUACAAGCAGGUGGAUGACCUCGCUGCUGUGUGGUGUGAAUAUGGAGAGAUGGAGCUCCGUCAUGAGAACUAUGAACAGGCACUACGCAUACUGAGGAAAGCAACAGCAAUCCCAUCCAAGAAAGCAGAGUACUUCGAUGCUUCUGAGCCAGUCCAAAACAGAGUCUACAAAUCCUUGAAGGUCUGGUCUAUGCUGGCAGACAUGGAGGAAAGUCUUGGCACUUUCCAGUCUACGAAAGCAGUUUAUGACCGCAUUAUUGAUCUCAGAAUCGCCACUCCACAGAUCAUCAUCAAUUAUGCCAUGUUCCUUGAAGAGCACAACUACUUUGAGGACAGCUUUAAGGCAUAUGAGCGGGGUAUCGCUCUCUUCAAGUGGCCAAAUGUUUAUGACAUUUGGAACACUUACCUCACCAAGUUCAUUGAUCGGUAUGGGGGCAAGAAGUUGGAAAGGGCCAGAGAUUUAUUCGAACAGGCCCUGGAUGGCUGCCCAGCCAAAUUUGCUAAGACUAUUUAUCUAUUGUAUGCCAAAUUGGAGGAGGAGUAUGGAUUGGCACGACAUGCCAUGGCUGUUUAUGAAAGAGCAACACAGGCAGUAGAAACUGAGGAGAGACAUCUCAUGUUUAAUAUCUACAUCAAGAGAGCAGCUGAAAUUUAUGGCGUUACAUACACCAGAGCAAUCUACCAGAAGGCUAUUGAGAUCCUUCCUGAUGAGCAUGCAAGGGACAUGUGCCUGCGUUUUGCUGACAUGGAGAGUAAACUUGGUGAGAUCGAUCGGGCGAGAGCAAUCUACUCCUACUGCUCCCAGAUCUGUGACCCAAGGGUGACGGCUAAUUUCUGGCAAACCUGGAAAGAAUUUGAGAUCCGCCAUGGAAACGAGGACACCAUUAGAGAGAUGUUGAGGAUCAAACGAAGUGUCCAGGCUACAUACAACACACAGGUCAACUUUAUGUCCUCUCAGAUGCUGAAGGCCACAACAAGCUCCACAGGCACUGUGUCAGAUCUUGCUCCAGGUCAGAUGGGUAUUGAUGAUAUGAAGAUGUUGGAACAGAAAGCACAGCAGCUUGCUGCAGAAGCAGAGCAGGACAAGCCUAAGCCCAAAGAGAAGAUUCUCUUUGUCAGGAGUGACACCUCUCGCAGUGAGCUGGCAGAACUUGCCAAACAAGCCAAUCCCGAUGAAAUAGACAUUGACGAUGAUGAAGACGAUGAAGACCAAGGACCUGAUGAGGUGCAGCUUGAACAGAAGAGCGUCCCUACAGCUGUUUUUGGAGGACUUAAAGAUGACUGAACAAUAAUUUCCUCAAAUUUGUCAUUUUGAGUUCUGAUCCAUGUUAUAGUCAUUCAACAGAAUCAAUCAUAAAUGUUUAGUUUUAUUCACUUGUAUUUAGUG
This is a messenger RNA of Archocentrus centrarchus (flier cichlid), 2742 nucleotides long. It is a transcript of the gene xab2, whose product is annotated as XPA binding protein 2. Gene Ontology annotation, molecular function: protein binding. Gene Ontology annotation, biological process: mRNA splicing, via spliceosome; generation of catalytic spliceosome for first transesterification step. Gene Ontology annotation, cellular component: U2-type catalytic step 2 spliceosome; post-mRNA release spliceosomal complex; Prp19 complex. The record is from RefSeq and is a predicted model, not a curated record. The coding region runs from base 97 to 2640 and encodes 847 amino acids. The transcript is spliced from 19 exons. Lineage: Eukaryota; Metazoa; Chordata; Actinopteri; Cichliformes; Cichlidae.